Molecule: messenger RNA, 1872 nt
Organism: Ricinus communis (castor bean)
Lineage: Eukaryota; Viridiplantae; Streptophyta; Magnoliopsida; Malpighiales; Euphorbiaceae
Product: S-adenosylmethionine decarboxylase proenzyme 4
Exons: 1
Coding region: 295-1323 (342 amino acids)
Biological process (GO): spermine biosynthetic process; spermidine biosynthetic process
Cellular component (GO): cytosol
Molecular function (GO): adenosylmethionine decarboxylase activity
Source: RefSeq, a predicted model, not a curated record
AUGAUUCUUGGUUGCCUCACCCGCAUGCCCCCCCUCUCUCCUUCACUCACUAUCUUCCCUUCUCACCCUAACCCCACUCGCAGAUCACCCUUUCUUACCCACCUAUAAAUCCCAUACAGACCCCUCUUCUCUCUCUCACCUGUAGUCUUUCACUCCCCAAAAAGAUCUUUAUCUAUAUCUGUUUCUCCUUCUAUACUUACGCAUAUCUUAUCUUUUUCCUUGGAUUUCUUCAGUUUCAAGAUUGUGAUAUAUAUUCUUCAAGUAUACAAACAUUAUAUAUAUAUAUAGUUUCAAAUGGCUGUGUCUGGAUUUGAAGGUUUUGAGAAAAGACUGGAGCUUCAUUUCUUUGGUGAUGACCCAGUGAUGGUUGACAAUAUGGGUCUUAGGCUUCUUGAAUUUGAGUCAUUAGUAAAUGUAUUAAAUGCUGUACAAUGUACUGUUGUAUCUGCUGUUGGUAACCAGUAUUUCGAUGCUUACGUGUUAUCAGAAUCAAGUCUCUUUGUCUACCCUACCAAGAUCAUCAUCAAGACUUGUGGGACCACCCAACUCCUCAAAUCCAUCCGUCCAUUGUUACACUAUGCUUGCAAUCUCGGCCUUUCUUUGUGUUCUUGUAGGUACACAAGAGGUAACUUUAUCUUCCCUAAAUCACAGCCUUUCCCUCAUACCAGUUUCAAAGAAGAAGUCAUCUAUCUCGAGGAAACUCUUCCUUCCAACCUUUGCUACAGAAAAGCUUCCGUUAUGCCUUCUAAGAUGACUUCUCAUUCAUGGCAUGUCUUUACUGCUAGUGAUCAAAAUCAUUUCAUAUCUCAAAACCACCAUCUUUACACCAUUGAGGUUUGCAUGACUGAGCUUGACCGCGUCUUGGCUCGUAAGUUCUUUCAGCCAGCUGGUGAUGGCAAGAAUGGUGAUGUAGCCGGCAAAGAAAUGACUAAACUUACGGGUAUUGGUGAUAUCAAUCCGGGGGCUAUAAUUUGCGAUUUUGCAUUUGACCCUUGUGGAUAUUCCAUGAAUGGUAUUGAUAGUGAUCGUUACUCCACCAUUCAUGUUACCCCAGAAGAUGGUUACAGCUAUGCAAGCUUUGAAUGUGUCGGGUCCAUCUUCGACGAUAGUGAUGAUGAUGUUGCUGAGGUUUUAAAGAAAGUUGUUCAAGUUUUCCGCCCAGCAACGAUGUCUGUAUCUACUACAUGCAAUAGCCAUGAAGUGUGGACACGUGUUGCCCAUUCACUCGACCCACUUGGAAUGAAAUGCCGGAGUUGCACAGUGGAUGAGUUCCCAGCCACAGGAAGCGUUGUAUUUCAAACGUUCACGGCCCGCCGGAAGUAAAUCGGAAAGAUUGGUGAAGGUAAAAGGUGGUAGAUAUAUUGAGGGGGAGAGAGGCAAAGAAUUAGGGUUUAGAAUUUGAGUAGAAAAAUAUUUAGGGCGGGUGAUAUUUAAGUGACGACGUGGAGAAACGUGAUUGGUGUCUAAGGGGGUGAUGAAUGUGAGAUCGACUUGUGUAGAAAGAUUAUUUUUUUUUCUUUUUCUUUUUUUCUAGAAAAAAAAAAAAGAAAGGUGGGGGAAAGGAUUUAGAGAUUGAGAUGAGAUGAUAUUGUUGGAAGCAUAGAAAAGAGGCAAUGAAUUUGGGAUGUAUAAUGAUAAUGCACCCCACUUAGGCUUGUCACGCCUAAGAUUUUUGAGCUAUUUUGUGUAGUGGGGGGGGAGAGAUGAAAAGUGCUCUUUGUUUUUCAGGUUUAUAUGAACUUUCUUUCUCUUUAUUAUUUUUUUUUUCUCUUUUUUCUUUGGUUUAUUUUCUUUUCUUUCACUCCUUAUGUCUCUUAUGUUCUUAGAUCAUUAAAGAACAAAUCCAUACUCUUGAUUAUACCCUUUUAUUCC